Pungitius pungitius (ninespine stickleback) is the source of this 1413-nucleotide messenger RNA. RefSeq names its product putative nuclease HARBI1. The transcript has 2 exons. Bases 129 to 1220 code for a protein of 363 amino acids. NCBI's taxonomy places the organism in Eukaryota, Metazoa, Chordata, Actinopteri, Perciformes, Gasterosteidae. The record is from RefSeq and is a predicted model, not a curated record.
AGAAGACCCUGCCUCCAUUGUACCUGAGGCCUCAUUUAUUUAUUCUUUUAGAUCGUUUGUUGCUCAAAUAAUACUCGUCGACCCUCUUCCGGCCAGAGCUGCACGUGUUUGACCGCACUCGUGACCGAAUGGCCUUCGCUCUGCCGGUGUGGCUCGCGCUGCACGAGGAGCUCCUCGCGCCGGACUCCGCGGACACUUUGGACGACUUUGACGACGACGCCUUGUUCCAGAUGUUCCACCUCACCAGACCGUGCGUCGCCUUCGUCGCGGACGCCGUCCGCAUCCGCAUGAAGAGCGCGGCCUUCGGGAGCCCCGCGGCGGCGGACGCGGCGGUCAUGGUGGCGCUGAACUACUACGCGCACGGGGCGACCUCCGCCGACGUGCUGCAGCGGCUCGGCCCGGCGGGGCUCGCCGACCCCCCGGCCGCCAUAUGCACGGUGUCCGAGGUCAUCGCGGGCAUGGCCGAUCAGUUCAUCUCGUUCCCGCUGCUGCGCGACGCCAAGUUGCACGUCGCCGCCAAGAUCAAGAGGGCGUGCGGGAUCCCCCACGCGCUCGGCGUGUUGGCGCCGGCUCACUUCCGGAUCAGGGCCUCGCCGUACGAGAAGGAGACCUUCAGGUCCUUCGUCAACAGCCUGGGCUACACCACGGUGGUGAGCCAGCUCAUAUGCGACUCCGAGGGCAACGUGCUGAGCGUGGAGAAGUGCUGCGUGGGCGGCACGCGCGAGCAGGAGAUGUGGGAGUCGUCCUUCAAAGGGAGGGAAAUGGAGGAGGAGCUGCACGGGCCCUAUUGGGUUAUUGGAGGAAAGGGCUAUCACUUAAGCAAACAUGUCAUGACCCCAGUGUCCGAACCGGCCAACGACAUGGAGAUCCGCUUCAACGAGGCCCACGCAAAGAUCCACGACGUCAUCCGGACAACGCUGGGCUCCAUGAAGAGGCGUUUCAGGUGUCUGAUGCAGCUCGGUUUUGCACAAGAAUGCUCUCUGGACAAAAAGGCCGACAUCAUCAAGGCGUGCUGCGUCCUGCACAACAUCGCCAAAAAGUUCUCGGUCCCCGCACCGCCGGCAGCCGGGAAGAUCGAGCCCCUGCAUCCGGGAAACCAGAACUCCGUGCCAUUCAAUGUCAACCCUGAGGCCCUGCAGGCCAGGCAGGAACUCAUCCAGCGCUACUUCUCCAACAGCAAAGACCCACCAAGUAAAGCCAACAUGGGGGAGAAUCCGUGACGUGUGUGUGUAUGUGUGUGCGUGCGUCGUGUCUGCUAAGUACGAACAUUGGAAUCCAAGGAACUGCUCAGAGCGCAAGAUCUACACCCGAUGUGAAGCUUCUCAGUGUCGACAACAAUGAUAUGAAAGUGUUUCCUGUUUUCAUGUAGUUUAUUUCUUGUACAAAGAGAAAAUCAGUAUUUUCUACCCACAU